AUGAUACAUUGGAUUCAGAAGCGAGGCAAGGAGGCAAUUGUGUUGUCGACUGAUGCGGAGAAGGCCUUUGACAGGGUCACAUGGGACUUCAUGUUUGAGGUUCACAGGCAUAUGGGCUUAGGUCAGCGUAUGAUGGGUUGGUUACUUACCACCAAGGGCAUCACCAGGCCAGGUGUCAUCCAGUGCAGCUGCCAGAUGUUUUCAUUACACACAUCUGGAUUACGGUUCCUUUUCUACUUCAUACUUUUAUUUUUGAGAUUGCUAGCAGCCAGUUGGUACCCAAAAAGUUUACCUUGUAAUGUGUUCCAAGAUGGCACUGCUGUUAUUGUAGAGUGCACUAAUCGUAGCCUUACGGCAAUCCCACCACAAAUACCUAGAAAUACCACCAAUUUGACAUUGAAUAUCAAUCAUAUCGAAGAAAUCACGCCAGAUUCAUUUUCCCACUUUAGCAACCUGGUUGAAAUUGGAUUUAAAUGUAACUGUAUACCCAUAAAAUUAGGUCCUAAGGACCUCAUUUGCAACCAGAAACUCUCCAUUGAGGAUGGCAGUUUUGCUUCACUACUUAAAUUGCGCUCACUUUUUUUGGAUGGUAAUCAACUUUCACAAUUUCCAAGAGGCCUACCACCAUACCUACGACUUCUGAGUUUAGAAGCUAAUACCAUUAUUUCAAUUAAGAAGAACAACCUAUCUGAAAUACACAAUAUUGAGAUGUUAUACUUAGGACAGAAUUGCUACUACAGGAAUCCAUGUAACGUCAGUUUUCUAAUUGAAAGAGAAGCAUUCAAGGAUUUAACCCAAUUAACACUUUUAUCCCUGAAAGGAAAUAAUCUGUCGUAUGUGCCUGGAAGUUUUCCAGUCAGUCUCAAGGAACUAUACAUCUAUAAUAACAGAAUAGAGUAUAUUCAAGAAUAUGAUUUUCAGAACUUGACCAACUUAGAAGUUCUAGACCUAAGUGGAAAUUGCCCUCGAUGUUACAAUACUCCAUAUCCUUGUAUUCCAUGCUCAAACAAUGCUCCGAUCUUUAUUCAUGAGAAAGCAUUUGAUUCACUACAAAGCUUACACACUCUUCGUUUGCAAAGUAACUCUCUUCGCAAUAUCCCAGGUAGAUGGUUUCAAAACAUUCAAAAUCUUCAAGUACUCGACCUCUCUCAAAAUUUUCUAGCUCAUGAAAUUAGGGAAGCAACAUUUUUGAUGCAUGUACCAACACUGAAAACAUUAGAUUUUUCAUUCAACUAUGAGCCUCAGCAAUAUCAACUGGAUCUGCAGUUACCCAAAAUAUUUUCCAGUUUAAAAUCUUUGGAAACUUUGAGAAUCCGUGGGUAUGUUUUUCAAGAACUGAAGAAAAAAAACCUUGAGCCAUUGGUGGAUUUAAAAAAUCUUACUGUUUUGGAUCUUGGCACAAAUUUUAUCAAAGUGGCAGACUUUAGCUUGUUUCAGAAUUUUAGUUCACUAAAAACAAUAGCACUUGCUAAUAAUAAAAUAUCCCCUGCAGAUAACCCGGCUGUUUCCUCCUGCUCAAAUUUCAAAUCAUCUUCUACACAAUAUAAUUAUGCACCAUUUCGAGAUGUCCAUUAUUUCAAUUAUGAUGAUCAAGCACAUCACUGUAAACUCAAUGUGAAUGAGGAAUCAAGAUCUCAGAAAUUUGCUACUGAAAACUGUCAAGAAUAUGGUCAAAUGUUAGACUUAAGCCAAAACAAUAUUUUUUUCAUCAGAACUAGUGACUUUAAAGAUCUUAGCUUUAUAAAAUGCCUCAAUAUGUCAGGUAAUGUAAUUAGUCAGGCACUGAAUGGAACAGAGUUUGCAAGCUUAAAACACUUAAAAUAUUUAGAUUUUUCUAACAAUCGCCUUGAUCUUCUCCUUUCAAGUGCAUUUGAGGAACUUCAAGAAUUGGAGAUCUUAGAUCUUAGCUCCAACCAACAUUAUUUCCUAGCUGAAGGGAUAACACAUAUGCUAAAAUUCACAGCCAACCUACGACACCUAAAGAAGCUAAUGAUGAACUGGAAUGAAAUAUCAACUUCAACCAGCUAUGAAAUGGUGAGUCAGUCAAUUGAAAUCCUGGAAUUCAAAGGAAACCGCUUAGAUAUUUUAUGGAGAGAUGGAGAUACAAGAUACACAAAUUUCUUUAAAAAUGUAACAGCAUUGCUUACAUUAGACAUUUCCUAUAAUGCGCUAACAUUUAUUCCUUCUAAAGUAUUUGAAGGUUUGCCUGCUAAUCUUAGUAGACUUUUUCUGGCUAAUAACAAUUUUAAGAUUUUCAGCUGGGAAAUGCUAUGUCAGUUAGGAAAACUUAAAGUUUUAGAUCUCAGCAACAAUCAUUUGACUGCUGUGCCAUUUGAACCAACUAACUGCACUCAUUCUAUUCAAGCACUGAUAUUAAGCAAUAACAAAAUAAAAAAUAUAACUCCAAACUUUCUCAGAAAUGCAGUAAGCCUGAAAUAUCUGGAUUUAAGUUUCAACAAAAUCAGUUUUAUUGGCAAAUCCAGUUUUCCUGAUAACAUUCUUUCAAACUUAGAGAUACUUGUUAUACAAGGUAACCCAUUUAAAUGUAACUGUGAUCUUGUGUGGUUUGUUUCUUGGAUAAACAGCACAAAUGUUAUAAUUCCAUUUCUGGUACCUGAUGUGUCAUGUGCUGGACCUGGAGCACACAGAGGAAAGAGUCUAAUAUUCCUGGAUCUAUAUACCUGUGGAGUAGAACAUUGGAAUUUGCUUUUGUUUUCAUGUUCAUCUUCACUGGUUAUCUGCUUACUGGUGGUCUGCACUUCAAGUCACCUUUUCUAUUGGGAUUUUUGGUACACCUAUCAAUUACUGAAAGCCAAGAUAAAAGGAUAUCGGAAACUGCCAAACUUUUGUUACGAUGCUUUUAUUGUAUAUGAUAGCACAGAUUAUGCCGUAUCAGACUGGAUUUUUAAUGAGUUAAUUAUAACUCUUGAAAAACAGGGAGAAAAGAUGUUUAACCUGUGCUUAGAAGAAAGAGACUGGCUGCCUGGAAAACCGUUUUUGGAUAAUCUUUCAGAAAGUAUCCAGCUCAGUAGAAAAACUGUGUUUGUGCUUACAGAUAAGUAUAUCACAAGUGGACAUUUUAAGACAGCCUUCUACAUAGCACACCAACGCCUUAUUGAUGAAAAAGUUGAUGUCAUCAUUUUUAUAUUGCUUGAGAAAACGUUACAUAAAUCCAGGUACCUUCGACUGAGGAAGAGGCUCUGUGGCAACUCUGUUUUAUACUGGCCUACUAAUUCUAACACCCACAAUUAUUUUUGGAACUGUUUAAAAAAUGUAUUAAGAACAGAUAACAAAAUGGCAUAUGACAGACUUUUUAAAGAUAAUAUAUAA
This is a messenger RNA of Nanorana parkeri, 3330 nucleotides long. Its product is annotated as toll-like receptor 7. Gene Ontology annotation, molecular function: protein binding; pattern recognition receptor activity. NCBI's taxonomy places the organism in Eukaryota, Metazoa, Chordata, Amphibia, Anura, Dicroglossidae. Gene Ontology annotation, biological process: positive regulation of interleukin-6 production; defense response to virus; toll-like receptor 7 signaling pathway. Gene Ontology annotation, cellular component: plasma membrane. The transcript has 2 exons. Bases 1 to 3330 code for a protein of 1109 amino acids. The record is from RefSeq and is a predicted model, not a curated record.